Messenger RNA from Manduca sexta (tobacco hornworm), 1617 nucleotides. RefSeq lists its product as uncharacterized. NCBI's taxonomy places the organism in Eukaryota, Metazoa, Arthropoda, Insecta, Lepidoptera, Sphingidae. Gene Ontology annotation, biological process: endonucleolytic cleavage in ITS1 to separate SSU-rRNA from 5.8S rRNA and LSU-rRNA from tricistronic rRNA transcript (SSU-rRNA, 5.8S rRNA, LSU-rRNA); tRNA 3'-end processing; tRNA 5'-leader removal. Gene Ontology annotation, molecular function: ribonuclease MRP activity; ribonuclease P activity. The record is from RefSeq and is a predicted model, not a curated record. Gene Ontology annotation, cellular component: ribonuclease MRP complex; multimeric ribonuclease P complex. The transcript has a single exon. Bases 586 to 1614 code for a protein of 342 amino acids.
UAAGUAAGUAUAUAGAUUUAAUGACUUGGAAACAUUGGUAAUAAAGUACAAUUUUAAUUUUGUAAGAAAACAUAACAAUAAAACUAAAGUUCACUUACUCAUAUUAUUCUGUUAUCUCAUGCAUUUGGGUAUAUGCAAAAGCCAAUGUGUAGGCAGGAACGACACAUAUUCUCUUCCUCGGGACCUUAAGCUUACCAGUCACAUGGAGCAAGUUUGUUUAUUUAGAAUCUCAACUCCCGUUUUUUUUUAAAUCAUUUUAUUAAUAUUCGUUCAAUAACCGGCAAAGGUCAAGGUCACCAUAUUGCCAAAUCACAAGUGUCUUCAAAAGAGUUAAGUUUCAGAUAAAUUCUUCUUGAUUCAUCGAACCAUAGGAUAUUCAACCCAAAUAUGCUGCACUAAGUCAACGAGAAAAAAACUUAAAAUUAUCUACGUGUAAUGGGACGCAAAUGUCAAACGUUUGCUCAUGUUUUGUAUCAAAUUUGAGGUUAUGUUUACGUUGUUGAGUGAUUAAUGCUGCAUUUUAUUUUGUUUUAAUUGUUCCAUCUUUAAUAUUAUAAAUAAUUGUUAAGUGAAAAAGUAUUAAAUAUGUUAGCUCCAGAAGUAUGGGAUUUUCCGCCGCCAAAAGUGAUGUGUUCAUAUAAAGAAAAACAAACCUAUGAUGAAGUGAUUAGAGCAUUGAACUUGAACAAUUUCUACGAAAGUGUGAUAAUAGCGAUCCCUGAUGAACCGCGGGUACCAGUUUUCAUUGAAGAAAUAAUAUCAGGAGACACGGAUUACUAUAGAAUAUGGAACUGUCCACUCACAGAAUUUAUUCAAUCAGUUUUCAUAGAAAGUUUCGUGCAGCACGGUAGCUUGCACUGUAUAUCUUCCGAAAGAAACUGUGUAGUACAAAACUGCUUUGCAGUAACCCCCGAUGGGAUCUUAAUACUGCAUGUGUUUGACUUUAUAUAUAGAAGCCUAGGUCUUGAUGGUGUUAAACAAAAUAAUAAUUAUUACCGUAUAAACAUUGAUUUAAAAUCAAUAAAACGAGAAAAGUAUGUUAAACUUUUUGAAAGUUUGAGCAAGAUAGAACCAUUUGACUUUUAUGUUUCUUGGGAACCAACCAAUCCUGAAAUAUGUCCCUCAUCUGUUGCAAAAUACUUUCAUGAUCGAAAUAUUAAAGUCACAUUGGAAUCGAUGCAGGUAAAAACAUUUUUAUCAACAGUGCCAAGCAUACCGUGGAUUGAGGAUCUGGAUAUUGAGGAGUUGGUGGAAUGGGUGGGGCUUUUGGCUCACAAAGCACCAAUUAACACUAAGGAGGGGUACAUAAGUAGAUAUGUUCACCCAGAGGGAGAGAACUCCUUGAGCAGUACCAACAUGGCUAUACUUAUAGGGAAAGGAUUUUUAUCACCAAAAAUAAUUUGCAGUUUAUGUGACAUGGUGAAGAAGCAUACAGAAUUCAGACAGCUGGAUAAAUACUGGGCAUCUAUUAGCAUCCAGAGUUACGACAACAGCCUCUGGUGUUGGGACACAAGUCAUGCAAAAAUGUUCCAGCCACACAAUGCUUCAACAAACAUAUUUUUCACACAUAACAACAUAUCAGUUUAUUCUGCUGGUCAAAUAAAUUAUACAUAAAUU